Messenger RNA from Propithecus coquereli (Coquerel's sifaka), 2866 nucleotides. RefSeq names its product integrin alpha FG-GAP repeat containing 3 (gene FAM234A). The transcript has 13 exons. Lineage: Eukaryota; Metazoa; Chordata; Mammalia; Primates; Indriidae. The record is from RefSeq and is a predicted model, not a curated record. Gene Ontology annotation, molecular function: protein binding. Bases 167 to 1822 code for a protein of 551 amino acids.
AGCGCGGCUGGCGUCGCGGCGGCAGGUCUACCUGGGCUUAUCAAGGCACAGAUUCCCUGUCCAAACCUAGUUACCAGAUGCACCAGCGGCUGGCCAGGAACUAGUGUUGAACACGUCCUCCUGCCACCAGUGACCAGGAGUUAAACUUGGGGAUGUGCACACGAUCAUGGACAACAAGGAUUUAGAAGCUGAAAUCCACCCCUUGAAGAAUGAAGACAGAAAAUCACAGGAAAAUCUGGGAAACCAAUUGAAAAAUGAAGAUAACUUAAAAAGCACGCAUCUGCAGUCCCGGCUUUCCCGAUGCCGUACAGUGGCAUUUUUCCUUUCGUUGUUUGUCUGCCUUUUGGUGGUGUUUGUCGUCUCAUUCAUCAUCCCAUGUCCAGACCGACCUGUGUCGCAGCGGAUGUGGAGGAUCGACUACAAUGCAGCAGUCACCUAUGACUUUCUGGCUGUGGAAGACAUAAACAGGGACAGGAUCCGAGAUGUUCUGUUUCUUUAUAAAAAUACCAAUGGCAUCAAUAAUUUCAACCAAUCCUGCGCUGAUGAAGGCUUGUCCUCCCCCUGCGCCUUUGUGGCAGCUGUGUCAGGGGCCAACGGCAGCAUGCUCUGGGAGAGGCCUGUGGCCCCAGAUGUGGCCCUCGUGAAGUGUGCUGUGUCCCAGCCAAGGGGCAGCGAGGUGUCAUCUGCCUGCAUCCUUGUAGGCAGACCCGAUUCUGUGAUUGCAGUCGACUUGUUCACAGGGGAAACCCUGUGGACCCGUCCUGGCAGCCCCGGCGGGAACGCUUCCAUCCUGAGCCCUUUGCUCCAGGUGCCUGACGUGGAUGGCGACGGGGCCCCAGACCUGCUGAUUCUCGCCCGGGAGGAGGAGGAGGUUAACGGUUACAUCUACUCAGGCAGCACCGGGCACCAGAUCGGGCACAGAGGCAGCCUUGGCAUAGACGGAGAGAGCGGCUUCCUCCUCCACGUCACCAGGACGGGCGCCCACUACAUCCUCCUCCCCUGCGCAAGCUCCCUCUGUGGCUGCUCUGUGAAAGGUCUCUAUGAGAAGGUGACCGGGCAAGACGGCCCAUUUAAGAAGGACCCCCUGUGGGAGAACAUGCUCAAUGCCACCACCUGCAGGAUGCUCGUGCACAGCGCCGGAGCAGUGCGCUACCUGGUGCGCGUCCCGGGGAAAGCUAGCGCGGAUGUGCUCCUUGUGGGCGCGGAGGCCUGUGUGCUGCUGGAUGGGCAGGAGCUGACUCCCCGCUGGACGCUCGGCACAGCCCAGGUCCUGAGAAAACCCAUUUUCGGCCACUACGAACCAGACACCUUGGCUGUGGUCAUUGAGAAUGGAACCGGCAUUGACAGACAGAUCCUGCUCCUGGACCUCAGCACCAGGGCCAUCCUGUGGAGCCAUGCCCUCCCCAGCCUGCCCGGCAGCCCUCCCUCCUCCAGUCUGCCAACCGCAGACCACCGCUCAGCUUUCUUCUUCUGGGGCCUCCAUGAGCUGGGCAGUGCCAACCAGACGGAGACCAGAGCUGCCUGGCACAGCCUGUACAUGUUCCACCCCACCCUGCCUGGCUUGCUGCUGGAGCUGGCCAACGUGUCUGCCAACAUCGUCACUUCCGAUGUGGUCCUGUUUGAGCCAAGCCGCCACGCUGCCUACGUGCUCCUGACAGGCCCGGCGAGCUCAGACAUGCCUGGCCUGGUCUCCGUGAUCAAGCACAAGGUGCGGGACCUUGUCCCGAGCAGCAGGGUGGUCCGCCUGGGGGAGGCCGGGCCGGACAGUGACCAGGCCAUCAGGGACCGGUUCUCCCGGCUACGCUACCGGAGCGAGGUGUGAGGUGCAUGCCGGCCGCACCCUGCAGGGCGACUCCAGCUGCUGAAGUUAGACGUCGGCCUUCCCUGGUCUCCGUACUUGACUGCCCCACCCAGGCCCUGGCGGUGGUCUCCCCAGGAUGUGUGGGUGAGGGACGCCCAGGCCUCCCCUGCUGCCCAACACGCCAUGUCCUUCUGAGUCCUCACAUGGGGCUCGCGCUGCACCCCACCGGGGUCCUUCUCGUGGCCAGGCUGCCUUUGUGGUGGCCUCCCCGGGCCAGCUCAAGCAGGGCGUGGCCCCACGGCACCCCAUCCUCACAUGGCACCCUUCGCCCGCCAGCUUCUCCCCAGGCAGAAAGGCCGAGAUCAUUGGAAGGGCCCAGGGUGUCCCUGAGAAUGUGCUGCCCACACUUCCUGCAGAAGUCCCUUCCCGCCUUCCUGUUUGAUUCUCUCUGUGCUCUGUCCCCCAGAGUCAUGGAGCUCAGAGGGUAGGGGCCCUGGGGGUGGCCUCAGGACAGCAGCUGGGACCUGAGGCAGCUCUAGCCCCCAGCCCUUCCCAGAGCGAGGAGGGAACCCUCCAGCAUGGUGGGUGACUUGGGCCCUUCGACUCGGCCCGCGGGCUCCUGACAGGUGGGGUAGUGCACUGGAGUGGGGCGCCAGCAGCUGCUCGCAGGUGCCCUUGGGGGCUUCACGCCCCUCAUGCUGCUGUGUGUGCUGUGACUGUCCCAGGGAACUGGCUGUAAAAUGCACGUGUAGGUCAGUGCACACUGGAGCUGCUUGUCCCUUGAGGGCCCCUGUGCCCUGGGCGUGGGAAGCACCUGGUGCCUCCUGCCUCCCACUCGGUGCUCUCACUCCCACCAGUCUGUCGCCUGGUCCAGGACUCACCUCUGUGCCUUGUUGCCCCGAGGCCAAGGGCAGCUGUGGGCCCUGCCCAGACACCAGAGCCCAAGCUUUGUAGCCAAAGCAGCCUGAUGACUCCAGUCACCAUGGAAGAAACCAGAAUAAACGUUUUUGCACUGUCUGAAAAAGCCCAGUGGUCAGCUGUGAGCUGGUGUCUGUCUGCCCGUCU